Molecule: messenger RNA, 1790 nt
Organism: Andrographis paniculata
Lineage: Eukaryota; Viridiplantae; Streptophyta; Magnoliopsida; Lamiales; Acanthaceae
Product: secologanin synthase-like
Exons: 5
Coding region: 29-1582 (517 amino acids)
Molecular function (GO): iron ion binding; monooxygenase activity; heme binding
Source: RefSeq, a predicted model, not a curated record
UUCGACUUAAAAAAUAUCGAAAACAAUUAUGUGGCAAUUUGUAGCAAUCUCGAUUCUUACAGUGUUCUUGGUAUGGCUAUGGAAGGUGUUCGACAUUUUCUGGCUCGAGCCUCGAAGGAUCGAAAAAAUAUUGCGAAAACAAGGCUUCAACGGGAACCCCUACCGGCCCCCCUUUGGCGACACCACCGAGAUUCAAGAGAUGUACGCCGAUGUACUUUCCCGGCCUCUCGGGCUUCAUGAAGAUAUUAUUCCUCGCGUCAUGCCUCACGUGCAAAAAACCAUAAACCAAUACGGUAAGAACUCGUUCACGUGGAUGGGGCCGAGGCCACGGAUAUAUGUGACCGAUCCCCAAUCGAUGAGGGAGAUUAUGUUGAGGCACGUCGUCUUCAACAAGAACUUCAAGGUUUCGAACAAAAUGAUCAAGCUUCUUGUCCGUGGCGGGCUAAUUGAGUUCGAGGAGGAAAAAUGGGCGAUGCAUAGAGCGAAGAUGAAUCCGGGCUUUCACAUGGAUAAGCUUAAGAAUAUGUGCCCAAUUUUUGUGGCGCAUGCCGAGACCGCUUUUGAUAAAUGGCGAUCGAAACUAAGCAAUGGGUCGGGUGUGGUGGACGUGUUCAAGGACAUGAAGAUCUUCACAGCUUCAUCGAUCUCCAAAGCAUUGUAUAGCCGUCCCUUCGACAAAGAUAUGCAAACGUGUUUCUUCUCGCUUCUUGAGCUAUCGCAUAUGGCGAACAAGAACAUCUCCGUCAAAUCCCUCGAUCUCCCCGGGAAAGAAUUGUUGCCUACGCCGAUGGUGAAAAAGGGGGAGAAGAUGGAAACAGAACUAUUUAGUAUAUUUAGAACGAUGAUCGUUGAGAGGCUAAAAAAGAGACGGGCCGGAUUAAAGGAUAAGCAAGAUUUAAUCGACAUAUUCAUAGAUGAUCUAUACGACGAGAAGAGAGCAAAAGAACUCGAUGAAGAAGGAAUCAUCAACGACGCUGCUGGUAAUUGCAAGGUCUUCUCAUUUGCCGGAUUCGAGACCUCCGCCAAUUUGCUUGUCUGGUCUAUGAUUAGCCUCGCCAUCUACCCCGAAUGGCAAACUCGCGCCCGAGAAGAGGUCCAAACCGUCCUCUCCGGCCGGAGCAAGCUCGAGUCGGAUGAUUUGAGCAAGCUCAAACUUGUCGGCAUGAUAUUAAACGAGGUGUUGAGGUUCUACCCGCCGGUGUUUGAGCUGUCGAGAGUGGUGGGGGAAGAUGCGCAAAUCGGGAAGUACGUAUUUCCCAAGGGGGUUUUAUUACAGCUUCCGCUGAUUUUUCUUCAUCGGGACAAAAAUAUUUGGGGACCCGAUGCAGAUAUCUUCAACCCGAUGAGGUUCUCGGAAGGUGUCAUGAAAGCGGCAAAUGGACAAGCCGCGUUCAUGCCCUUUGGUUGGGGUCCGAGAAUUUGUUUGGGAAUGAACUUCUUGUUGAUCGAAGCUAAGGUGUUCUUGGCUCAAGCUCUCAAUGCGUUUACUUGGGAUCUUUCGCCGGAGUACAUUCACGCGCCGUUAGCCGCUUUCUCUCUUAUGCCGCAACAUGGCGCGCCUCUUAUGCUCCGUGAAAUUUAAUUCACUUGGUGCCAUCUCGUGGUCUUAUGAUAUCUCCUUUUGGUCGUUGAUUGGUUCUGAAACUAUGUUGGAAUAAAAAAAUCUGAUUGGUUGUUUUUAUUGUUUUUAAAAAUACACGAGAUGCAUAUGCUUACUAUACUUUGUUCUCUCAAUGAAAUUGUAUGACAUUUGUCAAAAUAAUCAAUAUUUCAGCAUAGUGCUAAUAAUA